Staurois parvus is the source of this 318-nucleotide messenger RNA. The record is from the annotation of a GenBank genome assembly. Lineage: Eukaryota; Metazoa; Chordata; Amphibia; Anura; Ranidae.
GCACCCUUUAUAAUUAUGGACAGUCCCGAGGCACCCUUUACAAUUAUGGACAGUCCCGAGGCACCCUUUAAAAUUAUGGACAGUCCUGAGGCACCCUUUAAAAUUAUGGACAGUCCUGAGGUACCCUUUAAAAUUAUGGACAGUCCUGAGGUACCCUUUAAAAUUAUGGACAGUCCUGAGGCACCCUUUAAAAUUAUGGACAGUCCUGAGGUACCCUUUAAAAUUAUGGACAGUCCUGAGGUACCCUUUAAAAUUAUGGACAGUCCUGAGGUACCCUUUAAAAUUAUGGACAGUCCUGAGGUACCCUUUUAAAUUAUG